This is a messenger RNA of Diatraea saccharalis (sugarcane borer), 1780 nucleotides long. The record is from the annotation of a GenBank genome assembly. Lineage: Eukaryota; Metazoa; Arthropoda; Insecta; Lepidoptera; Crambidae.
GAAAAUCUGUUUAAUUGACGUUUAAGUACAGUUUGACCCUUGCUUAACUUUAAAUACUUUAUUCAUCAUAAGAAAUUUCUGACUUUCUGCGACCGAAGAGAUAGAAAUAACACAUACUUCCGUGAGACGUUUGACAGAUCUUCCGUCAGAUUUUCACCGACCUAUACCAUAUUAUAUAUUUAUAUAUAACCUCAAUUUUAUUAUAUUUUCAUACUAUAUAAAGAAGCCCUUUUUUACUGUUACUAUUGUCUGUUGACCACAGUAAAAUUUAGAGUAAUAUUUUUUUAUCUGUGUUAAAGAUACCUAUCUUUAUUAUCUUAAAUUAAAUGGUCUUAGAAUUGGAAAAAGUCAGCUUAAACCUCAACUUUUUUGCACUAUAACUAAACUCUUGCCUUGACCUUCUUUGACAUCAUUUCCAUAAAAACACUAAGUAAUACAAGUUUAUCUCUUUUUAUUUCAGUUUCAUUAAAAAAAAUCAAUGAUACGCGAAUUUUACGAUAGUUCUGAUGAAGAUGACAUGGAAAGUCAGUAUCAGGUAGAUCCAGAAUGUCUAGUUCUGACUCGGCCUGACCGUGACAUGCACAAUAGAUGUUGCGGAGGCAAAGCAUGGUGUAUAAAGGAUAUAUGUGGAAUCAUAUGUGCAGUAUUGACAUGGCUCUUGAUACUGUAUGCGGAGUUUGUUGUGAUGAUGGUGAUGUUGCUACCCGGUCUCUCAAGCUAUCCUCUUUAUGCAUAUGUCAACAUUUUUAUCUUCCAAAGUCUAGCAUUCCUCGCAUUCGCAUCACAUUUGAGAACUAUGUUUACCGACCCCGGUGCUGUCCCUAAAGGCAAUGCUACCAAAGAAAUGAUAAAACAGAUGAGCUUUCGCGAGGGACAAGUGAUAUUCAAAUGUACUAAGUGCUGCAGUAUCAAACCGGAACGGGCCCAUCAUUGCUCCGUGUGUCAACGCUGCAUUCGAAAAAUGGACCACCAUUGCCCAUGGGUCAAUAACUGCGUCGGUGAAAAUAACCAAAAAUAUUUUGUGUUAUUUACGUUCUACAUAGCUGCGAUCUCGAUCCACUCGCUGACUUUGUCCGUAUACCAGUUCGUGACGUGCAUUAGGCACGAGUGGCGUGAUUGUAGCGCUUAUUCUCCGCCUGCGACCGUCGUGUUACUGCUAUUUCUCAUAGCUGAAGCGCUCUUAUUCGCCAUAUUUACAGCGGUCAUGCUCGUCACGCAACUACACGCCAUAUGGAACGACGAAACUGUAAAUAUAAAACAUUUCAAUUUAUUUUCUUAGAGUGAUUAUGUAAUGACAGAAUUUUUUUUUUUAAGUAUAGCAUAUUUCGAUUUUUAGUCUAAUAGGGAAUAUGCGUCUAAAUGAAAAAAGGGUUGAAUAUAUUUUAUUACGAUCAUUAUUGGUUUAGAAUAAAUAUGUAAAUAUUUUUCAACAUUAGUUCGUUUUUGUCUUGUAAAUAAUUAUGAAAAAGUGCAAAAAAAUGAUGAUAUUAAAUAUUUAAUUUCAUCACUUGUUCGCAGACUUGACUACUUGUCAAAGUGGAUGUGACGAAAAUGUGUUGUUACAAUCUAUAUAUUAUGUCACAAAAUAAACAACAGAUUAGAAUUUAAAUGAUAUUUUAGGCUUUUAUUUCAAUUUCACCAAUUUGGUAAACUAUAUGAUUAUUAUAUAUAAAAGCAUUAUACUUAAAAAAUAGAUUUGAGUAAUUAAACAAUAAUCAAUCACUUAUAAUCCAUAUUGAUUUAAAAUCAAUAUGGAUUAUAAGUGAUGUACUUAUAUCCA